This is a messenger RNA of Sardina pilchardus (European sardine), 2123 nucleotides long. RefSeq lists its product as uncharacterized. NCBI's taxonomy places the organism in Eukaryota, Metazoa, Chordata, Actinopteri, Clupeiformes, Clupeidae. The coding region runs from base 139 to 1359 and encodes 406 amino acids. The record is from RefSeq and is a predicted model, not a curated record. Gene Ontology annotation, molecular function: protein binding; ubiquitin protein ligase activity. Gene Ontology annotation, biological process: protein ubiquitination. The transcript has 10 exons. Gene Ontology annotation, cellular component: cytoplasm.
CCACACUGCAGAGCUUGGAGGCAGGUAGCCUGUCCGGCGGUGAAUGUGAUGUGAAGUAGUGAGAAAGGGUAAUCAGGGUGAAGAUAUUAAUCAUUUUAUACGACAGAACAGCUGAAGAGUCUACUAAGGUCAGUCAAGAUGAUGAAGGAGUGCCUGCAGUUUCUUAUAGAGCCAGCGAAGAAUCUCAAGAUUCGCAUAAAGGAGUCCCGUAAGAAGGUGAAGCAUGAGAAGAAGGAACCGCUGCUGGAGUCCCAGCUCUUCAUCAUGGAUCUGGCUCGAGAACUCAACAGACUCUGCCGGAAAUCCGACGUGCUGGCCCACAUCUGGACGUGUGAGGACGUCUGGCCUCCUCAUCUGUGUCGGGAGUUCAUCAUGGAGUGGUCCGCCACCCUGGAGAACAAGCAGCGGAGUCUGCUGAUCAGCCCGCGGCCCGAGCGGCGUGACUGGAGGGGGCAUCUCCUCAGCAUGCUGGAGCAGGGCGGCGAGCACGACAUGGCCUCCCACCGCAGCAUCAUCAUGGACUGGGUGCGGGAGCACAAGGCCAAGCACCAGCACGGCGUGUGGCCAGGGGAGCCGGUGCUGAUGGUGCUGGAUGACCUUGAGUACCAGUGGCGUAGAGGUCGUCUGACCCACCUGCGCUCCGCCAUGGAGCUGGUCAUCUGGGCCGUGAUGGCCGAGAGCACAGAGAAGGAGAUCAUCCCGAGGCUGUGGUUGGCUCACAAACAAAAGAAUCAGAAGAUUGAUGCAAGUCGGUACAUUCCACAUGCAUUAUGGAACUGGAUAGGAGAUGCAGCAGAGGAGGUGACCCUUGACUCGGAGACGGCGAACCCUGACCUCCUGAUCUCGGGCGACAGGAAGCGGAUGCGGUGCGGCUACGAGAAGUGCGACGUGGCGGACUGCCGGCGCCGCUUCAACGGCUGGUGGUGCGCGUUGGCGGCCGAGGGCUUCAGCGCGGGGCGGCACUACUGGGAGGUGGAGGUGGGCGAUCGCGACUGGCGCCUGGGCGUGGCACGGGCCUCGGCGCUGCGUCACGGUUACCGCUCGCUCAACACGGAGAGCGGCUACCUGACGCUGCGCCUGGAACGCGGGCAGGAGCUGAAGGCGCUCACUGUGCCCUACACGCCGCUGCCCGCGGACCUCCCGCUGCCACGCAAGGUGGGCAUCUACCUGGACUACGAGGGCGGGCAGCUGUCCUUCUACGACGUGGAGCGCCGGGCGCACAUCUACACCUACACUGACACCUUCAGCGAGAAACUCUACCCCGUCUUUGGCACCGUCGAGGUGGUGAGGGACAUGGUGAUCCGGGAGGCGGGGGCAAGAGAACCCUGCUUCUGCCCCGGCCCGUGUCUCUGGAGCUAAUUGCCCCACCACCACCACCACCAUUGCCAUCCCAUCACCCCCCCCCCCCCCCAGCUGUUCAAUGCAGUACAGAGGUGUCAGUGUUCAGGUGUAGACGCUAACACCAACGGCAGCAGACUGGAGCGGAUCAGAACCGAAUCUGAAACGGAUCCAGUCUGAAAUCGGCUGUUAGCCUGCUGUUUCCACUCGUCCACUCAGAGCUUAAGGCCCUCUCACAGGUAUAAAGCAAUUUCGCCGAUGGGUUGUUCGGCUCAAAAUAGUGUUUGCUCAACCGUUGUUGCACAACACAAGUGAUUGGAAAUAAUUGGUUUAAGAGAGCAACAGUGUUGUUGUUGUUGUGUUGUGUCCGAAAACCCUAUUACGCUCAUUCGCAAAUCUUAGUGUGAGAGUUUGUCACUUUCGAACAGUCCUUGAUGCCUCUCUCUCAUGUUAGACACCCUCUAAGUCCCUUAAUUCACAGGAUAUUUGAGCCUGGAUAAUGCACUUCCCAUUGAAAACAGCAACAGUAGACCACGUAGAGCUUCAUACUCUGGAAUGGCUGACAAGCUGAGCAAAAACUAUUUUAAACAACAAACCAUUUUUGAAAUGAACCAAAACAAAAAAGACUAAGAGUGCUUUGACGAUGUGAUUUCUCUCACCCCCUUUGCAUCCUGCUAAUGCUUUCUUUUUUGCGCGUGUGCUUUUUGAUUUUGAUGUUCAUUUGUGAAAUGUUUCUGUUACACUGCUCUUUCUACCAGUAUUGAAAUAAAGAUUUGCCCUGUACG